AGUCAGUAAUUUAAAACAGAGACAAAAACAACGACGACGAAAUACCUACCAAAUAAAGUGAACCUGGGCUUUUCCUUUUCUAAAAUAAGAGGAUGUUUACAGUUCAAACAGUUCACAGUAAUGAUGAGGAAGGUCAUCCCAUAAAUGUUCAGUUUGCAAAUGAGACCCCAUCAGUACAGGAAAUGACCUCACAUGACCUUGGAAAUCAUGGCGACCUUGGACAAGAUGAAGGGCAUACUCUGGAACAUAUUGAAGGUCAGUGCCAACAGUCCCUCGGUCAGACAGAUGUCACAUCAGUGCAGGGGAGCUACGUGUCUCUUCUUGCUGAUAUAGCAACCAUAGAACAGAAUGAUGAAUAUUCAGGCCAGCAGAUUGCCCAGGAUAUUUCAGAUACUGUAGACUAUGCAACUUCCACUUUUACUGGACAAGAGCAUAUUCAAGAACUUGCCUCUUUGCAAAAUGAAAAUCUUGUUUCAUACCAGUCUGUUGAAAAUCACAAUAUAGGGUACAGUCUCACAAAUCCAGUGGAAAGUGGUCCGGGUAUGCCACAGUAUGUUAUAAUUCAGCCGUUUCUUGGUGAUACGGGUGUUAAUGGUUCAAGUACAUUGAUUCAUUUGCCAAACACAGCAGAGAGUCUAGACAGCAAUAGAGAGCUGGAAGAUGCUGUAGCCAAUAUUACUGAGAAAGCUAUGGCAGACACAGAUGAAACACUAGAUGGCAAAGUAAUACCUGAUCAGAGCUACCUAGUUAGUACAAAUAGCAGAGGAGAGGUCAGAGAGAUACAAGUUGUAGAAGGUGAACAAAGCUGGACUGCUAAUGAGACAGAAGUGUCUACAAAUAAAAGGAAGGGUCGGCUUAAGGGUCUUGAUAAGGGUGUGAAAGGUAAACGAAAGAAAAGUGUCAUAACUGAAAAGAAAGAAUCAUCAUCACAUGUGAAAAAGUUUUCUCUGGAUGAUUUAAACAGUGCUGGGAAGUCUAAGAAGGAAGUAUUUGAAGAGUAUUUAGUAAAAAGUAAAGUUAGAAAUGAUAUGCAGACUGGUACAAAAGUAGACACAUUUGCUAGUGAUAUUGAAAAAUCAAGUUUUAAUGUUGAGUGUGGUAGAUCCGAUACCAAUUUGCAAGGUAUAAACACACUAACAGAGAAUUCAACAGAAAUAUUGAAUGCUGAGAUGGACAAAACAUCCGAUCUUGUGGAAAUAUUAAUUUUUAGUGACACGCAGUCUGCUUCAGAUAUUGACAAGGUAAAUGAAAUUUGUCAGUCUGAUUCUAGAGACAAAAGUUUGGAAUCACAAAUGAUGGGAAAUUUACAAAGAUCUGUGAAGGAAAAUGAAAGUGUUUCAGCUGUAGAGGAUAAAUUGGGAAGUGAAAAAGAUACAGCUAAAUUUUCAGUUGAUGCUGAGGAAAUUAAUAAAGAUUCAGUAAAAGAGAAAAAGUGUUUGAGAGUAGCUAAACAUCAGACUUCCAUAAGUAAAUCUAGAAUAUUAAGAAGCAGACAGGCACUGGACAAGAAUGUGACAACUCAAGUAAAAUUUACAGGGAAGGAGUCAGAAGAUCUAGAGACAAAUUUAUCAAAAGAAAAGGAUGUUGUUAGGUUAAAAAACAAAGGCACUACUUUAAAAAGAAAGAAACAUAUGCCUAAUUUAAAACAGUCUCACAAAUUACCAAAAAUGGAUGACUUAUGUGAAGAAAAAGAGCAAAUUGAAGAUGAACCUACAGAUGAUAAUAUUGACUGUAGAGUUCUAGAGGAUUUUUGCAGGUUUUUUAGAUCUGAAGAAAAGUGCAUCCUUCAUCUUGAACCUAUAACUUUAAAACUUGUUAAUCCAAACCAGCUAUUAAUGAUUGAAAUGGAUGUUCAGAGUGAUUUUAAUGUAAGUUCUUUAGAAAUGGGUGUAACUGCAGAUGGAUUGACAAAGUAUUAUGUAAAAUUUAGUGUUCCUGAAAAAUUUGCACUAGACAAUGUUGAAGAUAUCAGUAAUCCUGCAGAUGAAAAACAAAAGGUUGAAAGAAUAUGUAACAAAACCCAGAAACAGGCAUUGAAAUGUUUAAAAAGUUCUAGGCGGAAACAAAACAAGAAGACAAUAAAAGAAAAGAAUUUAGUUUCUGAUAAAGAUACAGGGAAAGCUUUAAGAUCAAAAGAAAAAAAUAGCCAAGAGAUUGAUGAAAAAUGUUGUAAUGAUUCAGAAAAUUUGGACAGUGAAAUUAAGGCAGAUGCUGUUAAUAACCAUGAUAAUAAUGAAAGCAAAGAUACACAACAAGUUGAAGAUGACCAUCGUGAAGAAAUUGAAACGGAAACACAUGAUGAUGCAGAUGAAUUGGAAACAAAUGAAGACACUGAUAUAAGUAAAAAUCAAACUAGUAAUGAAGGAAGUAAUGCUACAAAGUCUAAAAGGAAGAAGGAUGGGAAAUUAUCAGGAAAGAAGAAAUCCAAGGUUGAUAAAAGCAGUAGUAAAGACACAAAAGAAGAUUCAUCACAGAAGAAUUACACUGUAGUAGUGUCUGAAGAAGGGAAAAAGAUGUAUCAGUGUGAGCUGUGUGGGAAGGAGAUGUCUGUCAGGCAGAAUAUGGAUGUUCACAUCAAUCAGCAUACAGGAGAAAGACCCUGGCAGUGUGAGGUGUGUGGUCUGGGCUUUCGUGGACCUUCAAAUCUCAGAGCACACAUGAACCAGCAUGACGAGGAGAUGCGAUUUCAGUGUGCAAUCUGUUUCAGGAAAUUCAGAGACCGUGGAACUUACAGGCAACAUUUAAAGCGCCACCUAGGAGAGAAGAAGCAUGUUUGUGAGCAUUGUGGGAAAUCAUUUGUUAUAACGUCUGACCUCAAGAAGCAUAUUCGAACACACACUGGUGAAAAGCCAUACAGAUGUUCCAUAUGUGAUCAACAGUUCAGCGAUGGAAGUAGCCUUGUACGUCAUGAGAAAAUGCACGCAGCAAAAUUUAGGUACGAGUGCAAUGCUUGUCGACGACAAUAUUCUAGGAAGGAUUUGUGUAAGAAACAUAUCAAUAAAGCUCAUACAGACAAAGGAGAGGUUGAAAUAAAUGAAAUCAGCAUCAUUGAAGAUAUAAAACAAGUAGCUAGAGACAUAAAAACAGGCAGUAAAAGCAAUGACAUGAACAAUAUGCAGAAAGUGGUGCGGAAAAGUUCAAACAGAGAAUCAGUGCCAAACACUAGAGUAAAAAAGUUGAAAAAAUCAUGGCAAAAUUUGACAGAAGAAGCAUCUAAAAGGUACAAAGAACAGACAAUUCAAAACAUACCAGGCACUAGUCAGUAUAGAGAGUACACCCAUCCAGUUGUUCCGACAUACAAUAUUAUAGAUUACCAGUCGAUACCAACAUAUUACGGAAAUAUUAACCAGAAGUUCCCAGACCAGCAGAAACCUCUGCGACCUAGCCAUAGCGAUCAGGAAAUGAUAACCCCACAAGGACCGCUUGUGUUUCAGUCUUAUAUAAGAAAUCUUGCAGAUUCUGACAUUUAAAUAUAGAUCACAUUACUCUUGGUUAUAGUGAUUUAAAUAAUUAACCUUUAGCCUGUUGGUAGCAAGUGAUUCUGCCUUUGUGACCAGUGCAGAUCAAAAUCAGCCUGCACAUCCAUGCAGGCUGAUCUUGGUCUGCACUUGUCGCUAUUGAGUCAGUAAAUUUUCAAUGAACAUCCCUUUAAUAAUAAACUGUACUGCCCAUAUUAAAUGAUGAACCAGGCCAUUUUAGAAAUUUAGCAGGGUAAAGGUGAAGGAGGAUGUAUUUAAAAGAUUUAUUUUAACUUCUUUUUUUCUGUUUGUUACGUUAAAAGAUUGUUGAAAUAUUUAUGUCUAGGAUUUGUUUUUGUUUUUGAGACGGUUAAGAAACAUUUGCAUGUCAAAAAUCAUAAUUAGAUAAAACUUGUUGCGAUAACGUACUGUCAAUAAAAUUGAAGGAGACAACUCACAGAGGUCUUAUCAGAUCUCUUGCCCUGAGCACAAUGGAUUUAAGUUCAUCUGUGUCUGAUUAAUUUAUAUGUUGUUUCUCGUGCUAAGUUUAUGAAAUUUGUCAAAUUUUGUAGCAUACCCUUCGAAAAUUUGGCACUAUUAGAACAAGAAAUGCUAUAUUUCAUGUCGUCUGCACUCACAAAGCAUAUUUACAUGUCGGGGGGAAGUCGAAAGUGGCGUGAUGCGCAUGCGCAGUAUUUCCGUAUGGUCCCGCUAUUUAAUCUAAAGGCCCCAUGCAAAUUUUAGGUAAGCAGACAAGAUGUUUAGUAAACACUUAAUCGGGAAAUACAGAUUUGAUAAUUUAGUGCAUGAUUUUAAUACACCCUAAAACACAUUUUCAUAUCAAAAUAUCCACAUCAGUGAAAUUUAAAAAGAUAUAUUCAGGAGAGAUACGAUCAAAUCUUCAAUUCAAGAGAGGCAAUUUUACAAUUCUAUGACUUACUGUACGACUACUUUCCCUUGGUUGAAAAUAAAAGUUUAAUUCAAUGUUGAAUGUAAACUCUAUAAAGUGAUACCUCGCUGUCCAGAAACAUGGUACGUACUGUUUGACCUUAAAACAACGUGAUUUGGUGGCCCUUCGUUCGGGCCUCGAAAAAGAACUUGACCUAAUUUUAGAAGUAAACAAGUUAGCUCUUUAGUUGGGAGGAGAACCUAGCUUUGUUCAGGUGAAUUUUCAACCACUAGAUAUAACUAUUUCCAGAGUUAUUGUGAAAAAUAUUCCAAAAGUGUCCGGUUGUAGGACGCUAGCCAGUAGUACAAUAUAAGAUAAUGACUUGAAACUUAAAAUAUAUCUUUAUCAUCAUCAUCUGCAUGUGUGGUAACAAUCUCCAUAACUCUGAUUUGUAUUUUUGACCAAAUUAUGCCCCAUGCAUACUUAAAUUUUUUGACAAACUUCGUUUUCUGGACAUAACUUUGGUACUAUAUAAGAUAAUGAUUUGAAACUCAAAAUGUAUCUUUACCAUCAUCAUCUUGGUGUAUCUUCCUUUUAAAGUAGAGGUCUCUUAUUGAGACAUGAAUUCAUUUUACUGUCAAAUUGCCAAAUAGUGGAGCGCUCUGUCUUACGGACAGCUCUUGUUAUGAAGGCAUUAGCUUCUUUACAAUAUGGCCUUCAGUAUAAAGCAACAAUAAGUAAACAGAAAUAAUAUAAAUAAAAUUUUCAUAAAAACAUCAGAAUUGUUCAUUAUCCUCAGACAGACGUGUCCUUCAUGAAAUCAUACUAACUGUAAAAUGAAGUGGGUUUUUUUAGCUCAUCUGAACUUCGUUCAGGGUGAGCUAUUAGUAUAGGUGGAUAGUCCAUUGUCUAUCGUCUUGUGUCAACAUUUUUACUUAAACAUCUUCUCAUCUGAAACUACUGGUCAGAAUUACACCAAACUGGGUCAGUAGCAUCCUGGCAUCUUCAUCAAACUUGGUCUAUAGCAUCAUUAUAGGGUCUUCUCCUAAAUGGUGACUGCUAUUUCUUCUCCUGCUGGAUGGAUUUUCAACAAACUUGGUCUGUAGUAUGAGUAUAAUGUCCUCUCCUAAUUUUAUUUAAAUGGGGGCUGUUGGUCCCUUUUUGGGACCACUAGAAAAAUAGUGUAAUCAUCAUCGGGUCUUAUUUCAGAACGAUUAUUAUAUUUGAUAUUGCCCAGGCUUAAGUUACAGGAUGGCAGGGCCAUAUAGUGUAGAGAUGGUACGGUAGUGAUAUUUAUCUGGAAAAUGGGUAAACUAUACACACAUAGGAUGAAUACAGAACAACCAAAAUUCACAUAAAGGCUGAUUUCUAUUUCUAUACUUUUAAUAUUGUAUUAUUAAUAAAUAAAUAAAAUACAACAAUGGUUUAAUUUAAUGAGACUUAUUACAUAUUAUUAUACCUCACAUAAAUGUCCAAUGCAAAUUUCCCAUUAGUUUAACUUGAAUAAUAUAUCAUAUUCCCCAGUGAUUUUAUAUCACAUGCGCAAAAUCGUUAUUUUCAAUUUCUGUGCAGGUGAUAUGAUCCAUAAUUUCAUAUCCAUGCGCAACAGCGUUAUUUUGUUUUUCUGCGCAUGUGAUAUUAUUCUUUCAUAUCACCCGUUGACAGAUUGAUACUUUCGCAUUGAUUUUUUUCUUUUUUAUGCUACGUGCAAAAUAUUUCGAAAACAAUUUUUCAUCAGAUAUUGAAUCGAAACUACAACAAUAAGUUUGGAAAUGAUCUAACUAAGAAAAUGAGUACUCACACUUAUAUGUUUCAUUUAGAAAAAAAAAUGUUUUCGCCGUUUUUCGAUUGCUACUGUUUGACGCAAUGUUGAAAUAUUAGAAUAAAUAUAGGGGUCAGCGAUAUGUAAACGUCUUGACUAAAUCUAUCAAAAAAAAGUCUUAUUACAGCAAAGUCGCCACAAAUUAUGUGUGCUAAUAAGUAAAGACUGUUUAAUUCUGUCUUCAUUAUUUGGUUAGUAAUUACUUUUUAAUGUUAAAUAAAUUAUUAUGUUGAUUUUGCAGUAAAUGCUUUGAAUCUUAUAAGCUUUCGGUAUAAUAAAAUAAAUAUUGCAUUCCUGAGAAGGUGAUAUGAAAAAUGUUCACCCCUCGAAAUAUGAAUAUAGACCUCGGCUAGCGCCUCGGUCAAUAUUCAUAUAUCUCGCGGUGAACAUUUUUCAUAUCACCCUCUCAGAAAUGCAAUAUUUAUAUAAUGUCACCCUUGGUAUGAGCUUCCAUAAUGUUACUAUGUUAAUAUAGGGGGUGUACGUACGUCUAUUAAGGAAGUGUAAACUUUAAGUGGAUUUUGAGUUUUUAGCAGUGAUCUCGUUUUUGCGGAUUUAAUAACCAGAGUUUACACAUACCAAAUGUAAAUAAAUAUGUUGGCGGAUUAACUGUAUAUAUAAAUAUGUAGUAUCUUUGGCAGAUGGCGGAUCUUUGACCUAUAACACGUGACCUAGCGUCCGUGUCUGACAUGUGGAAAGCUGGUGACUGACCUGCGCUCUUACUUAUAAGUACAUGUAUUUGGGCGUUGGAAUAUACAAUCGAUAUUGUCUCGCCAUCAAACUUUCAAAGGCACCCUCAUCCAAUUGGUGAUGGUAAUGGAAUUGACUGACCAAUCAAAACGUUUUGCUAAACUAAGAACUGUCAUGGCCCUUAAAUAUUGAAAUGCCUUUAAAUGACUUCUUCUCGUGAACUAAUUGAUGGAUCUUCAUCAAACCUUGUCUGGAGCAUCAUUAUAAGGUCCUUUACCAUGUUUGUUCAAUUGGGGCCUUUUAGGGGCCACUAGAGCUAAAAUAGAAAUACCUUUAAAGUACUUCUUCUAAUGAACCACUUUUCUUCAUCAAAUUUGGUCUGUAGCAUCAUUAUAAAUUCUCAUGUCAAAUUUGUUCAAAUGGGGGGCACUCGGGGGCCCUUUUAAGGGCCAAUAAAGUUAAAAUAGACAUACCUUUAAAGUACUUCCUUCCCAGGAACCGCUUGACGGAUCUUCAUCAAACUUGGUCUGUAGCAUCAUUAUAAGGUCUUAUGCCAAAUUUGUUUAAAUCAGGGCAUGUGGGCCCUUUUACGGAUCAUUAGAAUUAGAAUAGAAACCUUUGAAUAAUUUUUUCCUGAUGGUUAUGCCUUUUUAGCUCACCUGUCACAAAGUGACAAGGUGAGCUUUUGUGAUCGCGCGGUGUCCGUCGUCCGUGCGUCCGUAAACUUUUGCUUGUGACCUCUCUAGAGGUCACAUUUUUCAUGGGAUCUUUAUGAAAAUUGGUCAGAAUGUUCAUCUUGAUGAUAUCUAGGUCAAGUUCGAAACUGGGUCACGUGCCGUCAAAAACUAGGUCAGUAGGUCUAAAAAUAGAAAAACCUUGUGACCUCUCUAGAGGCCAUAUAUUUCACAAGAUCUUCAUGAAAAUUGGUCAGAAUGUUCACCUUGAUGAUAUCUAGGUCAAGUUCGAAACUGGGUCACGUGCCAUCAAAAACUAGGUCAGUAGGUCUAAAAAUAGAAAAACCUUGUGACCUCUCAUAUAUUUCACAAGAUCUUCAUGAAAAUUGGUCAGAACGUUCACCUUGAUGAUAUGUAGGUCAAGUUCGAAACUGGGUCACAUGCCUUCAAAAUCUAGGUCAGUAGGUCAAAUAAUAGAAAAACCUUGUGACCUCUCUAAAGGCCAUAUUUUUCAUGGGAUCUGUAUGAAAGUUGGUCUGAAUGUUCAUCUUGAUGAUAUCUAGGUCAAGUUCGAAACUGGGUCAACUGCGGUCAAAAACUAGGUCAGUAGGUCUAAAAAUAGAAAAACCUUGUGACCUCUCUAGAGGCCAUAUAUUUUAUGAGAUCUUUAUGAAAAUUGGUCAGAAUGUUCACCUUGAUAAUAUCUAAGUCGAGUUUGAAACUGGGUCACGUGCCAUCAAAAACUAGGUCAGUAGGUCAAAUAAUAGAAAAACCUUGUGACCUCUCUAGAGGCCAUAUUUUUCAUGGGAUCUGUAUGAAAAUUGGUCAGAAUGUUCACCUUGAUGAUAUCUAGGUCAAG
Molecule: messenger RNA, 8392 nt
Organism: Mercenaria mercenaria
Lineage: Eukaryota; Metazoa; Mollusca; Bivalvia; Venerida; Veneridae
Exons: 4
Coding region: 93-3470 (1125 amino acids)
Cellular component (GO): nucleus
Source: RefSeq, a predicted model, not a curated record